GCUGCUGGGAGCUGGAGUGGAGGCUUCCUGUUCUCGCGUCCCAGUUCAUUUCGCCCUGGUGUCUUCAGAGUGUCUUUGGCAGAACUAAAAACUUGCUGAGCCGGACUUCCUUUUCCUUAGGCCUAUUCUGCCUGCGACACACCAUCUCCUUGUCGUUUCUCCCGGAGUCGCACGUAUUGAUUAGCCAAAUACUUGCAGACACGGGGUGCACGCAUGGGUUUUGUCAGACAAGAUGAGCAUUGUCCUGUCCUCGCGUACUUUUGUUUGCGUGGUCGGUUAGCGAAGACAUGACUUCAUUUAGAAAGACUAGUGUAUUGAGCAGCGGACAAGCGUCGCACAAACCAGUUCCCGCCUUGAUAGCUGAUAGUCUAGACUAGAAUAACAAGUGUUAACGAAUGCGGGAAAUGUAGAGAAAGGGUUGAUGGUUCUGGAGGGUGUAUAAUAACGAUAUUUGGCUUAAUAUAAGGACUUAAGGCUUUCCUGAGAAAGUGAGGAUUUAACUCUGGCAAAUAUUAUUGUAUUUAACUCAGAGAAGACAUUGAAACGUUUAAAAACUCCUUAGUGUGAUCUAGUUUUCCUUAUGGAAAGUGAUCCUGCUUAAAAGUUGGGAAACAAAUAAGAGCCAAAGUAGAAGGCAACAAGCAUUAGGUAAAGUAAUGGCAGAGCGAAAGUUCAGGAAUGGAUAGUCUGUUAAGCAGGUGGACUCACAGGGCUUGGUGAUGUUUUGAUUGUGAGAAACCUCCACUGUAAGGUCAUAGAUUUCUGUCUUCAGUCAUUGGGAUCAGAAAAUGCUGAAAAGGGGUCCAGAUCAGAUACUGAAUAUGGAUUGUAACUGUCAGGGAUUGAUAAUCAACAGGGAACAGAAAGAUGUUAGAGGCUCUCAGAGGAUAAAUUAGACUGCAUGAUAGUUAGGACAAAAUUUGUUCUGAAAUGGUAUAUGGAUUUCUGAGAUUUUGAGAAAGUGGCUUUCUCAGCCCACCAGGAAGCUACAGAGACUCGGCCUUGAUGGAUAGGAAAAGCUUUGAGGUUGAGCACAGUGGGGCUCUUAGGAAAGAGAACUUCCCUCGAGCCUAGCAGAGGCAGAGUGAUCUGUCUGCAGUUUGGGAGAGUUCAGUUAGGAAAACUUAGAGAAAGUACUGGGAAGACAGGCCAGGACCGGAGGAAAACUCUUUCUACAGGAAACGAGGCACUGUGUGAUGUUUUUAGGAAGGAACAUUAAACGGAAGCAGAGAAAGCACUAUGGGGUCCAUAAAGUCUACCCUGCCUCCCAAACCACGACAAAACAAUAGAAUCUAUAGUAUCUUGAGUUAAAAGAUGUUAAAAAACUUGGCUUGUGGAGAUGUUGAAGGAAAGUUUGAUGUUUUAUUCAAUAGAGUUCGGACAAUUCAGAAGAAAAGUGGAAACUUUGAUCUGCUGUUGUGUGUAGGAAACUUUUUUGGCUCUGCCCAGGAUGCUGAGUGGGAGGAGUAUAAGACUGGCAACAAGAAAGCUCCUAUUCAGACAUAUGUGCUUGGUGCCAAUAACCAGGAGACAGCAAACUAUUUCCAGGAUGCUGAUGGCUGUGAAUUGGCCGAAAACAUCACUUACCUGGGUCGGAAAGGCAUCUUCACUGGAAGCUCGGGGCUGCAGAUUGUAUACCUCAGUGGGACAGAGUCCUUAGAUGAACCAGUCCCAGCCUACAGCUUUAGUCCCAAGGAUGUGUCUUCUCUGAGAACAAUGCUGUGCUCGGCUUCCCAGUUUAAAGGUGUUGAUAUCUUACUCACGUCCCCGUGGCCCAAGUACGUGGGGAGCUUUGGGAAUUCCUCUGGAGAAGUGGACACCAAAAACUGCGGCUCUGCUUUGAUCUCCAGCCUUGCCAUGAGCUUGAAACCGAGGUAUCAUUUUGCUGCUUUGGAAAAGUCGUAUUAUGAGAGGCUUCCGUACCGAAACCAUGUUGUUCUACAAGAAAGCGCGCAGCAUGCCACUCGCUUCAUAGCGCUGGCAAAUGUUGGAAAUCCAGAAAAGAAGAAGUAUCUUUAUGCCUUCAGUAUUGUUCCCAUGAAGCUGAUGGCUGUAGCCGAACUGGUAAAGCAGCCUCCAGAUGUCACCGAGAACCCUUACCGAGACUCUGGGAAGCAGGCAGCCGGAGGGAAACAAAUUCCUGCCCCUCAGGAAGAGUCAGCCUGUCAGUUCUUCUUCGAUUUGAGUGAGAAGCAGGGAAGGAAGCGGCCGUCCACAGGCAGGGAUAACAAGCCUCCCCAUGCUAAGCAGCCUCGCAAGCCUCCUCAGCCUCCAGGCCCUUGUUGGUUUUGCCUCGCCAGCCCUGAAGUGGAAAAGCACCUGGUGGUCAACAUUGGCACACACUGCUACCUUGCCCUGGCCAAAGGAGGCCUAUCUGAUGACCAUGUCCUCAUCCUGCCCAUUGGACACUACCAGUCAGUUGUGGAGCUCUCGGCAGAGGUGGUGGAAGAAGUGGAGAAAUAUAAGGCUACUCUGCAACGCUUCUUUAAGAGUCGGGGGAAGCGUUGUGUUCUAUUUGAAAGAAAUUAUAGGAGCCAUCACCUCCAGCUUCAGGUCAUUCCUGUGCCCCUCAGCUGCUGUGCUACAGAUGACAUUAAAGAUGCCUUCAUUACCCAGGCACAGGAGCAGCAGAUAGAGCUGCUGGAGAUUCCGGAACACUCAGACAUCAAACAGAUUGCACAGCCAGGAGCAGCAUAUUUUUAUGUUGAACUCGACACAGGAGAAAAGCUUUUCCACAGAAUUAAAAAGAAUUUUCCUUUGCAAUUUGGAAGGGAGGUCCUGGCCAGCGAAGCUAUUCUCAACAUUCCUGAGAAGGCUGACUGGAGGCAGUGUCAAACCAGUAAGGACGAGGAGGAGGCCCUGGCCCGCCGCUUCCGGAAAGACUUUGAACCCUUUGACUUCACUCUGGAUGACUAGCCAAAGGGAAGGGCACACCACAGGUCACCGAUUGGCACAGCAGAUUGUUCCAACCUGUUCUUAAAAUGAAAUUACCGUCUCUCAUGGGAGCUGCCUCCCUGACUCUUUUCAAUAUAUUCCCAUGGACCUGCCUGCAGCAGGAGGCCUCUGAUUGACUUUUUAAAAAGAAGUCAUUCUGAGAUGCAAUGAUACGUUAAAAGAACAUCUACUAUGUAUUUCUAAGAACAGCUCUGUUUCUCCUCAUCCUCACAAGCUUUUAAACCUUUCGGAUUGGGUAUGGUAGCUCAUGCCUCCUUUCUCAGAGACUGAGGGGUUAUGGCUGGAAGAUUGCUGUGAAUUCAAGGCUACUCUGGACUACAUAGUGAGUUUCAGGACAGUCUGGGCUAUGACGUGAGACCCAUCUCACCUCUCCAUCCUUGCCCUCAACCCCCCAAAAAUGCAAAAAUAAUGCCCCCCAAAUCUUGUAAAUAAUAAAAAAGGGAACACUUUUCUAAG
This is a messenger RNA of Mus caroli (Ryukyu mouse), 3411 nucleotides long. The record is from RefSeq and is a predicted model, not a curated record. NCBI's taxonomy places the organism in Eukaryota, Metazoa, Chordata, Mammalia, Rodentia, Muridae.